AUGGACCUGCCAGCAGAGGGCGAUGUAGCGCAGCUCAAGAUCUCUCGCUUUGACCAGCAGUCCUUGAGCUCAGCAGAUAUGCGUGAGUCUGUGUGGAUUGAGAUAACUCAGACCUCCAUGGACACUGGUGAGCCCACGUCUCUCUCACGUCCGGUGCCUGAAGACGGGAUUGUCCGCGUGAGCUUCAGAUUACAGGCUGAAGUAGAGGCGCUUUUUAUUCAGGCAAGAUUCCACUCCAGCGUUGUUGCUAUAAAUCUCUCCAGAAUUCACCCAUCUCCAAGUGCUUCCUAUAUCCAGAUCUCUCCAAUAACUCCCACACAGAUAGGAUCACCUGUUCAGAUCACCUUGGAGAGCUCAGUCGAGCCUAAACUGCUUCACUACGUGGUGAAAUCCAGGGGGCAGGUUGUGGCUGCUGGGACAAAGACAUUUGGUUCUUUCUCUCUGACUCCCACAGCAGCCUGGGUCCCUCAGGCCUGUGUGACUGUCUACUGUGUCCUCGCUAACGGGGAGAUCAUGAGUGACACCGCAGAUCUUCUGGUCAAACAGCAAGAGAUCUCUCUCAACUGGAGCAGUAAGGCAGCCCAGCCAGGGGAGCAGGUGACCAUCAGUGUCACUGGGCCUGACAGUGGCUCUCUGGUGGGCAUCGUCAUCAUGGGCAUGCACGACUCUGCUCCAGAGGUUUCCACACACUUUGAAGUGGAACAGGAAUGUUUUGUUCGGAUGUUGACAAAUGGGAAAUUGUAUAAAACCCAGUCAUUUGAUGGCUCUACCCAAGAUAUGAUAGAGAAAUACUGGUACCAUUUUAUGGAUGGAGCUGAAUCUCUGAUGUGGUUAGAUGCAACAAUGGGUGAUACUACGUGGACGAGUGAGAAAAUAACAGUACCAGAUGGUGUGAACUCCCUCAGAGCUGCAGCUUUCGUCAUGUCACAAAAACACGGACUGGGCUUCACAUCACAGAAAGUAAAUAUUAUUAACUAUAUUUUUUAA
Molecule: messenger RNA, 987 nt
Organism: Boleophthalmus pectinirostris (great blue-spotted mudskipper)
Lineage: Eukaryota; Metazoa; Chordata; Actinopteri; Gobiiformes; Gobiidae
Product: CD109 antigen-like
Exons: 9
Coding region: 1-987 (328 amino acids)
Source: RefSeq, a predicted model, not a curated record